This is a messenger RNA of Anthonomus grandis grandis, 2432 nucleotides long. RefSeq lists its product as uncharacterized. The transcript is spliced from 2 exons. The record is from RefSeq and is a predicted model, not a curated record. Lineage: Eukaryota; Metazoa; Arthropoda; Insecta; Coleoptera; Curculionidae. The coding region runs from base 1258 to 2412 and encodes 384 amino acids.
UCAAUAUUGUUUUAAUUUUCGUAUUGGUUUUAAAAACUUGACAGUAUUAUGGGUGUAGUAUGCAAAUAUUGUGAAAAAUUAUUUUUUAGUCAAUCAAAUAUCAACAAACAUAUAAAAAAUGUACACAAGUUAAAAGCCUCUGCAGUUUCUUAUGAUAAUGCAGUUUGGAAUAGUAAAUGCAUGGAGAGCGCCUGUAAUUCCUCAUUUCAACGAAAUGAAGAUUUAGUAAUUCAUCUUAGAACAGAACACAAUAUGUUAUUUGAAACUGAAGAUCUUUUUUUUACAAGUAAAAAAGAAUUUGCAGAAUGGAAAACCUCAAUGGAAGAGCAAUACCAGUGCAAUUAUGUUAUUUCAGCAAAAAGGAAUAAGGGUGAAAAUACUGAAAUUAUUUAUUAUAAAUGCAACCGAAGCAAUAUUAACAAGGUAACAAUUAAAGAGCAUCGACAAAGAAAUUUAAAAAGUCAGGGUACUUGUAAAUUAAACUUUACAUGUACCAGCCAAAUUAAAGUUGUAUAUAAGUCAAAUAAAUGUAGUAUACAUUGGAUUAAAACACAUUAUAACCAUAAAGCGGAGUUAGAGCAUAUUAGACUUUCAAGCAGAAUGAAAAAUGAAAUUGCUGCAAAGCUAGUUAGUGGUUUAUCUGAUCAAAGGUAAAAAAAUUGUUAGGAUGAAUUUGAAUUGAAUAAUUGAAUUUAAUUUUAUUUAUAUAGGGUCUUGGAAAUAAAUCGAGAUAAGAUUGGAGAAUAUCUCAAACGUAUUGACCUAUUAACUUCUAAAGAUGUGGACAACAUUAAAGUCAAGUAUAAUAUAGAAGCCAAAUAUGGGAAGAGGCAUCCAAAUGACGCGCUUUCGGUAGAUCUCUGGGUAAGGGAAUGUCCUGAAAGAUUCUGAAGAUUUUAGAAAAAUGGACUUUUGUUUAAUUAUAAUGAAUUCUUUUCAAGAAUUAAUGCUUAAAAAAUUUGGUAACAAUGUCAUUGCAGUUGAUAGCACACAUGGUUUAAAUAACUAUGAUUUUGAAAUGUCUACUGUAAUGAUUAUUGAUGAUUUUGGGGAAGGUGUGCCGGUUGCUUUCAUGUUCUCGAACAGAAAAGACACUUAUGUGUAUCAUGUCUUUUUUAAAACUAUUAUGACAAGGGUUGGUAAAAUAAAUGCUGGAACAUUCAUGUCCGAUUUAGCAGAGUCUCUUUAUAAAGCCUGGUGUAGUAUAAUGGGACAAGUAAGAUAUCAUUUGUUCUGCUUAUGGCAUGUUGAUACAGCAUGGCAAACAAAUUGAGCAAAAUUAGGUUUAAGGAUAAACGAUCAGAAAUAUAUCAGAUAUUGAAAGUACUGCAAUCAGAAAUAGAUGAGGUAGAAUUUGAGAAAAAAUUGGUUUCGGCAAUAAAUAUUAUGUUGGAUGAUGAUGAUACAAAAAUCUUUGGAUCUUACUUUCAGUUAAAUUAUUUAAAAAACACUAAACAGUGGGCAUAUUGCUUUAGAAAAUCAACAGGAAAUAACACAAAUAUGAGACUUGAAUCUAUGCAUAAAGUAAUCAAGUAUUUCUAUUUAAAUCAUAAAAAAAUUAAAAGGCUUGAUAAAGGGUUACAUGCAGUUUUGCGGUAUAUUAAAAAUAAAAAUGUGGAGAGAAUUAUAAAGUUGACUAAGGGAAAAAAUACUAUUUACAAUAGGGACAUUUUUAAAAGACAUAAACUAGCACUUCAAAGUACUUUUAACUACACUGUUAACAAUAAUUAUGUUUGGGAACUUUCCAGUAAUAAGGGCCAAAAAUAUCUGAUUUUAAAACAUUCAAACUUAAGUUGUUGCAAAUUAACUUGUUCUUUUUGCAAAAUAUGCGUACAUAUGUACUCCUGUGAUUGUAUAGAUUUUUCUGGAAAACUGACUAUAUGUAAGCAUAUCCAUUUUAUUAGAAACUUUGUUGAUUGCAUCCAGUCAGAUGACAAUGAAAGUAAAAUAAGUAAUAACAAUAGUUUGUCUUCAGAUUUCUAUUUUAAAAAUGUGGAUUAUGUAGAUGAAAGAGACAUUACUGCUAAAUUAGUAAGUGCAGUGAAUAAUAUUGAUUUGGAAGCAAGCAUUAAUAAUACCUUUAUUAAAUUACAAAAUGUAAAUUUAAACAAUUUAGAUGAUAAUAUUGCUUCAAAGAUUCACAGCCACUUAAAUACUAUACAGGGUUUAAUUGAGUUAAGUAACAGCAACCCUGAAUUAGAAACUUUUCAAAGCAAGGGUAACACUUUUGAGGCGUCAAAUAAGAAUAUUGAGCACCAAUUGCGAUUUUGUUCCACCAAAAAAAAAAGAAAACCAACAUCAAACAACAAAAAACCCGAUAAAGAACAGGUUGAGCAUAUUAAAAACGUUUUAAAUUGUAAACCUGAAUUGUUUAUAUCUACAAAUUGUAUUAAUGAUCAUUUGUACUUGUAAGUUAAUAUGCAAUAAAUGUA